Molecule: messenger RNA, 2158 nt
Organism: Gigantopelta aegis
Lineage: Eukaryota; Metazoa; Mollusca; Gastropoda; Neomphalida; Peltospiridae
Product: cyclic nucleotide-gated cation channel alpha-3-like
Exons: 5
Coding region: 119-2083 (654 amino acids)
Biological process (GO): monoatomic cation transmembrane transport
Cellular component (GO): intracellular cyclic nucleotide activated cation channel complex; plasma membrane
Molecular function (GO): protein-containing complex binding; cGMP binding; intracellularly cAMP-activated cation channel activity
Source: RefSeq, a predicted model, not a curated record
AGGAACGUGUACUAGAAGAAUGUUGGAUUUACUGGAAAUCAGUCCGUGUUUGUGUCCGGUUUGAGAAAACGAAACGAAAAUAGCUCAAUCAGAUGACCAAUACAAAGAGGGUGGUGCCAUGGCUUCCACGAGCUGGUCUCAGGACAAGUUGACCGGCAAAAGGUCGUUCGAGGAAGAACUGGAAGUCAUAGAGAACGGGGGACUCAGUCCCCAACCCUCUGUCAAGACGGACGAUGACGCGUGCUCCGAGAUUAUCCGAAUCGAGCAGCGGGCGGUGGCGGACGAACACUACCGGAAUUCCACGAUGGGUAGAUUUGUCCGCACGCUUCAGGUUAUUAAAGCUUGGGCGUCAGGGGGACGGAAGCCUGCCCGGCGGCCCGACUCUUUCCUGGAGCGAUUCGCCAUGGGCGGGAAGGGAGAUAUGCACAACGCCGUCGCCAGAAGACACAGGAAGAUCUCCGACGUCAGGUACUGGAAGCACUUCUACGUGGAUCCGUCUGACAACUUCUACUACAGGUGGCUGGUCCUCAUCUCGCUGGCCGUCAUGUACAACCUCGUGUUCAUCGUCGUGCGAUCCGUGUUCGAGGAGCUGCAGUAUCGCUACGUGCCGCUCUGGCUGACUCUCGACUACCUCAGCGACUUCGUCUACCUGCUCGACAUGGGCAUACAGUUCAGAACAGGCUAUCUGGAGCAAGGUUUGAUGGUUACAGAUCCUCAGAAACUGCGCAAAAACUAUACGAAGAAGAAAACCUUCUACUUAGAUACCGCAAGUGUCUUACCUACGGACCUUCUGUACUUCGUCACCGGAAUAAAUAAACCCCAAGUUCGUUUUAAUCGUUUGUUACGAGCCAAGCGCUUGUUGGAAUUCUUUGACCGCACGGAAUCGAGGACUAGCUAUACGAACAUGUUUCGUAUCCUUCACCUUGUGUUGUACAUCUUAAUUAUUAUUCAUUGGAAUGCAUGUAUAUAUUUCGCAAUAAGUAAUGCAAUCGGGUUCGGAACCGAUAACUGGGUGUACGGCAACGUGUCGCUUCCUGAAUACAAGUCGCUGAGUCGCAAAUACGUGUACAGUUUUUACUGGUCGACAUUGACCUUGACCACCAUCGGAGAAACGCCCCAGCCCGAAAAGGAUGUGGAGUACUUGUUCGUCGUCGUCGACUUUCUCAUCGGAGUUCUCAUAUUCGCUACGAUCGUGGGAAACGUUGGCAGCAUGAUCACUAACAUGAACGCGGCCCGGUCGGAGUUUCAGCAAAAGAUGGACGGGGUCAAGCAGUACAUGGUGUUCCGCAAAGUCAGCAAAGAACUCGAAACGAGAGUCAUCAAGUGGUUCGACUAUCUCUGGACGAACAAACAGUCCCUCAACGAGGAGGGGGUGCUGGCGUCUUUGCCGGACAAACUCAAAGCUGAAAUGGCUAUACAAGUGCAUUUGGAUACUUUAAAACGUGUGAGUAUAUUCCAGGACUGCGAGCCGGGCUUGUUAGUGGAGAUAGUGUUAAAACUGAAGCUCCAGGUGUUUAGUCCUAACGACUAUAUCUGUCGCAAAGGUGAUAUUGGACGCGAGAUGUACAUCGUUAAGCGCGGGAAACUUAGCGUCGUGGGGGACGACGGGCAGACGGUAUUCGCCACUCUCAGUGAGGGAAGUGUUUUCGGUGAAGUCAGUAUCCUCAACAUCGCUGGCAACAAGACGGGCAACCGGCGCACGGCUAACGUUCGGAGCAUUGGCUACAGUGAUUUGUUCUGCUUGUCCAAAGACGACCUGUGGGAUGCCUUGACAGAAUACCCCGACGCUAAGCGGAAGCUCAUAGAGCGUGGGCGGCAGAUUCUGAAAAAGGACAACCUGUUGGACGAGGCUGCUAUGCGACGGGAGGAGGAGAAGCAGGAGACGGUGGAGCAGAAGGUAGACCGUCUGGACAAUAGCAUGGAUACGCUGCAGACGCGCUUCGCCAGACUCCUGGCAGACUUCAAUGCAACUCAGCAGAAACUCAAACAGCGACUCACGAAAAUCGAAAAGGUUCUGGGUCGCGACGGUGACGCCAUUUCUGUGACAUCUUUAUCCCCCGAGGAACAGGCGGCGGCUCAAUAGAACACACACACACACACACACACACACACACACACACAGAUGCAUUAUUUCAUAAUGAUUUCCUUAAAGGGACAU